Messenger RNA from Prorocentrum cordatum, 806 nucleotides. NCBI's taxonomy places the organism in Eukaryota, Dinophyceae, Prorocentrales, Prorocentraceae. The record is from the annotation of a GenBank genome assembly.
GAGGAGGCGAAAUACUGCAAGACGAUCGACGAGAAGGUGCCGAAGCUCUCCAUGCUCCUGCAGCAGUGGAAGCACGCGCGGCCGGUGCUGCUCACCCAGGUCGCGGGCCGCUUGGAGCGCCGCCUCGCGGCUCCAGAGGACGAUCUUGCGCAGGAGAUGACGCACGACCUGGAGAUGAACUUCAACAAGAUUGCGCCCUUCGGCAAGGAGGACACCGCCAAGGAGCUGCAGGACCACGCGGCCAAGACGCAGGACACGCUCGUGGACGCGGUGGAGAACGCCGAGGUGGCCGAAAUCAAGCGCGCCGUCUUCCGCGCGCUCACGCGGCUGCGCGCAGCCACCAUCAAGGAGUUUGACACCAUCGCCCGCCUGGAGACCCAGGCCAUCGACGCGUACAACGACGCCCACCAUUACCGUGCGGAGAACCCGCUGGCGCACUUGCACGAGGACGAGGCGCCGGUGGAGACGGACAAGCUGAAGUCCUUCCACUGAGAAGGGGGGGGUCCUCCGCGCGCGGUCGGCGGAAGGCAGCCAGGUCCGAGGUCCGAGGAAGGUCUCCGCGGUGCUCAUCACCACAUCGUGCGCCUGAUGCGCAGAAGCUUGCCCCGUCCACGCACGGCCCUCGUGUGCACCGUCGCCGCGUGCUGGGGGGUCGCAGCGGUGUGCAGUCCACACAUCAGGGGGGGGUGGGCUGGGGGGUCGGGUGUUCCUAUUGGCGGCUGGUCGAUGAUAUCGGUGUCAGCGGCCAGCCGACAUCAGUGACAGCUGGAUGCACCCCAUUGCGAGCGCGUAGACUCAGAGCAAAC